AUGAGUAGAAAGGAGGGUGGCGCAGACACCAAACGUACCGUCGCUCACUUCAAGAAGCUCGUCACGAGCCGCACAGAUCCUUCUAUGCAGGACCAUCGCGAUAUAUACGCCGUCUUCGAGAGUUACGUGAAGCCCAACAAGGAACUGGUCGCGAAGAAUAUACCACCGGUAGAGGUGUAUAUGUACGCCAUCAAAGACAUACUUCACCCGGAAGUUGACUACGAGGCCCUGCCUUCGCUGCUUGACCUGCUCUCGUCGCUGGAAGCCUUGCGUAAAUUCGCGCUAGACCAUGCGAAGAAGAUGCUCGUCUGGCAUGAUUACUACAAGAAAAUCGGCCAGCGCGAAGCACAAUACUCGAAAGAAGACCUCGCGCGAUUACGCAGCAUAACGAAGCCUGACACUGAGAAGACACUGCGCGAACUGUACAUGUACUUGAUUUGCACUUGCUGUCAGGCGAUUGUAUACAGAACAUGGACGUCUGCGAAGAAAGGCUCGGAUGUCGUGGCGGACACCCUCGUGCAGCUCAACACGCUCUUUCCUGAGCUUAACGCGGACUACCGAGCUUCGUCACCUCGUCUCUUCCUUGCAGACAUGUCUGAGGAGGAACGCAGGAAAGUCGAAGAGUGCGGCGCUGAUGCUUAUGACUGGAUACGAGAAUCUAUAGCCUGGCUGCAAGCACGAGUAGGCGACCAACCGACUGACGCAGACGUAUCCCGUUGGUUGACCAGUGCAGAAUUUGCAGCUGAGUACGAACCACCUAUCACUGACGAAAAACUGGUCGGGCACGUUGAGGAGUACAUGGCCGAUGUUCAGCACAUAGUUGACCCUCGCAGAACCGCCCAUUGUUCACCCGAUGGGGCAAAGCCUGCAAGCCUCGAGGCCGUCAUGCCAUGGCCACUAUUUGCGUGCGUUUGGUCAGCCCUGCAGUCACAGGGCGAUGCUCGCGCGCACGUGCAUUCCCUCUCUUUGUCUCCCACCUUCAUCAGCAUUUCCGCUGUCGUCGUCCGACAGCUCGAUUUUUGUCUUCCCGAAAUGUCCCAGGCCCCCUCUGCUCGCUUCAUGGGCAUGCCUCGCGACAAGGCCCCAGCCGUGAACAAGCUGAAGCGAAAACAUUCCGUGGAACAGCUUGCUCCUGUCAAGGUUCCCAAGCUCAAGGAUUAUUACAGCGUCAAGGACGUGAGUGGCUCUGCACCCUCGCACGACGAUGACCAAUGCCACUCGCAGGACCCCACGCAGCAAAGAGCUGAUGACCUGGAUUGCGGCUAUGCUAUCCUGCCCGUUUUCAGAUGGGGAGGAUUGAGCUGGUGGGAGGAGGAAGCCCGAGAGUACAAGGAGAAAGAAAGGAAGCGCAAGGAGAGACGCCUGCUCCAGCCGUCCAAGUCGUUUCAGCAGAUCAUGAAGCAGGAUCGGAGCAUGAACGUGAGGCUUGCAGCGGAGGUCCGUGUCACGUCGAAGGGCUCUGGGGCGAAGCGCACCCUCGCGCGCACCGCGUCCAUCAAUGCGAUCGCGCAGCUCGGCGUCCCCGUCCAGACCACCCUCCCUGUUCCCAGGCAGCGCAGCGCCGAACUCCCGGCCUACAUUCUCGCAGUCGACGACAAUGUUCUCGCCUCGAUCUUCGACUACGUGAUCAGCGACAGCAGAGUCGACGACAUGGACGCCACCGACGUUCACAAGAACCCCCGCUGGAUCAUCCAGCACGUAUGCAGCCGCUUCCGCAAUGUCAUGCUCGCCAACCCCGCGUUCUUCACCCACGUGAGGAUCACGUACGAGAUGGCCCAGCAGCGCGCCGGCCUCCUCGAGUACUACCUCGCCCUCUCGCAGGACCUGCCCCUCGAUGUGUGCAUGGCAGGUGCAGAGGACUACGUGCUGGUCUCUGGGUUCCCGAUAAAGCAAGAGAUGCGCUUCGACUACACCACCUCGAAGACGCGCUUCAAGUCGGUCGCCCUCGUCUGGGCCGAAGCGCACCGCUGGCGCAGCCUCGAGGUAUACCAGGACGAGUGCGUGCCUGCCGACGGCCCCCUCCCGACCCGCUUCCCCCUCCUCGAGCGCAUUCACAUCCGCAACAACGCUGGCUUCCCCGUCUAUGUGCACGCCCCCGAGCUCGAUGAAGAGUCGCAGUACGGUCGCCCCGCGUCUAUACAAGACAACCUCCCUCCCUACCACUUGCCAUGGGGGCUCAAAUGGCGUACGGAAGCCCAUUGGAAAAUGGCCGGCGGUCGGAAAGCCACACUUGCGGACUGGUGCGAGGGUAAGCGAUGGACCUGCCCAAAAGGAAAGGAGGGCCCGUUGCCCAAUAUUGAUAGGAUGCCACCUGAGGCUGAGUUUUAUAGCUACUGA
This is a messenger RNA of Schizophyllum commune H4-8, 2337 nucleotides long. RefSeq lists its product as uncharacterized. The coding region runs from base 1 to 2337 and encodes 778 amino acids. The transcript has 6 exons. The record is from RefSeq and is a predicted model, not a curated record. NCBI's taxonomy places the organism in Eukaryota, Fungi, Basidiomycota, Agaricomycetes, Agaricales, Schizophyllaceae.